Planococcus citri (citrus mealybug) is the source of this 4158-nucleotide messenger RNA. RefSeq lists its product as uncharacterized. The transcript has 22 exons. The record is from RefSeq and is a predicted model, not a curated record. NCBI's taxonomy places the organism in Eukaryota, Metazoa, Arthropoda, Insecta, Hemiptera, Pseudococcidae. The annotation marks the transcript as partial. Gene Ontology annotation, molecular function: oxidoreductase activity.
UUCAAAAAAAUAGUUAUAUUUAACACAAGGUUUUUCUUUAAAAUUUUUUAUAAAGGAGAUGGUUCAACGUCGCAAAUUUUAGUAUUUGUUCGUGUCAUUACUUUACCAGUGCACUCAAUUGUUCAAGUUUUGUUGAUUUUUUUAAAAAUGAUGCCAGAUGUUGAUAUGUCAAAUUACGAUAAAUUUGGCUGCUUGCACGAAUUAUUCAUCAAACAAGCUAAUAAAACACCAGAUAAAAUAGCUCUAGUAACAGCUGAUCACAAAAAAAUUACGUUUUAUGAGUUGAAUUCAAUAACUGAUAUAUUGGCAGAUAAAUUACGAUUAUGUGGAGUCAGACGAAACACAGUCGUUGGGAUUUUUAUGGAAAGGUGCAUCGAAUACACCAUCAGUUACAUAGCUAUUUUAAAAGCAGGAGGAGCCUACCUACCAAUAGAGAUGUCCUACCCUAAACCAUGAAUUCAAUCCAUAUUACAAGAUGCUAAACCAGUUGCAAUCUGUAGCAAGCGUUCUUAUGGUCAUUUACUCAACACUGAUACAACAACAUUAUUUUUGGAUAAUAACUGGGCAGAAAUUUACAAAGAAGAAAUCAAUAAAUUGAAAGAAAAACCAUUCAUUGAAAAAGUUCACUUGGAUGAUAUGGCAUACACUGUUUAUUCAUCAGGCACCACAGGAAAACCCAAAGGUAUUCAAUGCCCUCAUCGUGGAGCAGUGUUCUCUUACUUAUAUACUAAUUUGGCAUUUCCUUACGACGACGAUGAUCGAGAAGCUUGCAAUAUUUUUUUCAUAUGGGAAAUGUUACGACCACUUCUGAAAGGCAUUCCAGUGUUUAUAAUUCCGGACAACGUUAUUUACGAUCCUCCAAAACUUCUGAAUUUUUUGAAAGAACACAGAAUUACUAGAAUGCUAUUCACGCCAUCUUUACUUCAAGCAGUAUUGGAUACACAAGGAAGAGUUUCUCUAAAUCACAGUUUUAAAACAAUGAAACAAAUCUGGCUAUGCGGCGAAGUGGUAACAACAAAUUUACGCAAUCGUAUUGCAUCCGCUUUUCCAUGGGUGAAAAUUCUAAACCUUUAUGGCAUUUCUGAAUGUCAUGAUGUAUCCUGUGCGGAUCUUACAGAAGAAUAUGGGCUAGAAGGACGAACGUAUUGUCCUGUGGGCAAAAUAUUCAAUGGUGUUCACGUUUUAGUGAUGGAUGAAAACCAUAACAUCAAAUCAAUAGGAGAUGCGGGCGAAAUCUACGUAGGAGGACCAACUUUGGCCUUAGGUUAUUUAAACAGACCGGAAUUGAAUGAACAGAGGUUCAUCAAAACUCCUGCCCAUUUAGUAGAUGCUUAUGGCGCACGUUUAUACAGAACCGGUGAUUGGGGAUAUUUACUUAGCGAUGGGACUUUGGAGGUUAUUGGACGAUGCGAUUCAAUGGUGAAAAUUCGAGGAUAUACUGUCGAAUUAAAGGCGAUUGAAAAUGCUUUACUAGGCAUCUCUGAAGUGAAUAUGGCCUGCGCUUCAGUAAUUGGUGAAGAAGGCAGUAAUAAAUUUGUAGCAGCAUACGUCGUGCUUAAUAAAGGAUGUUCUAAAAAUAUAAAUUGUAUACGUUCCAAGCUUAAAGGACAGUUACCAUUUUAUAUGAUUCCUUCCCAAUUUGUGUUUCUGAACAAAAUCCCCAUCUUGGACAGUUCAGGGAAAAUCAAUAGAAAAGAAUUACCAUCAAUUCAAGGAUUUAAUCAAGAAAAUAUAAACGUCGAAAAUUUCACAAAUACGACAGCAAAAUCAAUAGCGAAAAUCUGGUGCAAAGUGCUGAAAAUUUGUACAUUGGAUGAGACUGAUAAUUUUUUUGAUUUAGGAGGCCAUUCUUUACUAGCAGCUGUUGUUGUUGGACGAAUAAAUGAUACGUUUCAAACAAAUUUAUCAACGUUGGAUUUAUACACGAAUCCUACCAUCGAAUCUCUAAUGACAAAAAUCAUCACUGGAGGAAACAGCCACCAGAAUAGAAUCAAUUUGAUUGAAGAAAUGAGCAAUUUGACGAUCACACAAAUAUCAAAUCUAAAACUACGUUUAUUUUGGAAGUCGGUAAAUUUAACCAGGAAUAAAUUUCAAAGAGGAAAUGUUCUACUAACUGGUGCAGCUGGAUAUUUAGGAUCAUUUGUUUUAAAAUAUUUAUUACAAAAUACCCAAACCAUAAUUUACUGCUUAAUACGAUCUUCAAUUGAACAAACAUCCCAACAACGUCUUGAAAAUAUAUUAGAAAGCAGAAAAAUUUCAAAGGAAUAUCUUCAAGCUCGUAUAGUUUUAAUUACAGGUGAUAUUUCACUCCAUAAAUUUGGACUGGACAACAUCGAUUACAUAUCACUUUCUCAAGAUAUCGAUGUAGUAAUUCAUUGCGCUGCCAAAGUCAAUCUAAUCCUUCCAUUUAGCGCUUUAUACUCGUCAAAUGUAAUAGGAACUCAAACAGUGGUAUCUUUUUGUAUGGAAGGCCGAUUGAAACCCUUACAUUACAUAAGCACCACCGAUGUUUUUCCAGAAAAUUUGACGAACUGCUCUGAAAAUAGCAACAUGUUGAAUCAUGCAGAUCAAUUAAACUAUGGCUACGGUCAAACCAAGUGGUUAUCUGAACAGAUUGUUUUUUCAGCUGCAAAAAAUGGUUUACCAGUCAUCAUCACUAGAUGUGGUAAUAUUGCUGGUAGUCGGAUUAUGCCAAUUUGGAACAAUGAUGACUCAAUUUUGUCAAUUUUGAAAGCAGUGAUUUCAUCACAAACUGCACCAGACAUAAAUUGGAAGGUAGAAUUAUCACCAGUUGAUUUUGUUGCUGAAUCAAUCGUUGAAUUAACAACAAAUGUAACUAAUCAAUUUGGAAAAGUAUUUCAUUUCGUUAAUUCUGAUACAAUGGAUUGCAGAGAAAUAUGGAAUUUUUUGAACCAAACCGGUUACAAUAUAAACGUAGUUCCUUAUGAUCAAUGGAUAAAAGCAGUUGAAAAAUCAUCGAAAUACCUUACAGAACUCGAAUCAUUUGUUCAAUUACUAAAUACUCGAUUGAAAACCGAAGAUUACUUAUGCAACGCUUCAACAUUUAGACAAGAUAACGUAGAUAAAUUCUUGUCACAAAUUGGCACCCAAUAUCCCCAAUUCAAUGAAACAUUAUUGGACAUAUAUGUCACAAAUUUAAUCAAAGGUGGAUACAUCCCAGCUCCUGCAAUCAAGUCAAUUUUUAAUAAUUCACUGGUCAAUACUACCCUUCCUUAUCUCGAAGGAAAAAUAGCGUUGGUUACCGGAGCAUCGUCAGGUAUAGGUAGAUUGAUAGCUAAAACAUUAGCUCAAUCAGGAGUACUGACGGUAGCUGCAGCGAGACGAAUAGACCGACUCAAAGAACUAGAAAUGGAAUUAAAAAGUCAAAAUAUUAAUUCACUAGUACCGAUGGAAAUGGACGUAACUGACAAAAAACAGGUAUUUUCACGCAUUUCGCGAGUAAAAUCCACCAUAGGACCGAUCAGUAUACUGGUGAAUAAUGCUGGAUUAAUAGAUUAUUGUAAAAUGAUCAAUUGCGAAUUGGAUAUCUGGGUAAAUAUGGUGAAUGUGAACUGUAUCGGAUUACUAAACGUUACUGCAGCAGUUUUACCUCAUAUGAAAGACAUUGGAUCUGGUCACGUGGUUAAUAUUACCUCCGAUGCAGGCAGAAAGCCAUUCGCUGGUUUAGCAGUAUAUUCGGGUACAAAAUUUUUCAGUGAAAGUGUAUCAGAAGCGAUGAGACAAGAAGUAGCCACUGAUAAUAUCAAAGUAACUUGUAUCCAGCCAGGUGAUACUGUUUCAGAACUUCUAGACAGAUCAGCCAACUUAGAAAUACGAAAAGAAAUGUUCACUGAGGUUCCAUUUUUACAACCCGAACAAGUCGUGAAUGCUGUAAUUUUCGCUCUAAAUCAACCAGCAAACUGCGCGGUUAAUUCGAUCCUGAUCGAGCCAAUCGGCGCACCGAUCUAAUCGUAAAUAAAACCAAGCUGUAUAAAAACAUUUCUAAAAAAUUAUAUUCUAUAGUUAUAAUUUAGUAGUUUUUUUAAAAUAAUACAUUUUUCGUCAUCAUGAUAUUUUCUCGUUUGUUUUUAAGUACUCCACUUGAAAGUUAUAAUAGAAGUUAAGCAUACAUUUAAAAAAAAAAAGAAAGAAAAAGAA